Messenger RNA from Candoia aspera, 3782 nucleotides. It is a transcript of the gene CPNE8, whose product is annotated as copine 8. Gene Ontology annotation, biological process: cellular response to calcium ion. The record is from RefSeq and is a predicted model, not a curated record. Gene Ontology annotation, molecular function: calcium-dependent phospholipid binding. Gene Ontology annotation, cellular component: plasma membrane. The coding region runs from base 24 to 1820 and encodes 598 amino acids. The transcript has 21 exons. Lineage: Eukaryota; Metazoa; Chordata; Lepidosauria; Squamata; Candoiidae.
CCCCGCCCCGCCUUUGGCCCCACAUGUUCGGUCCGGAAAAACUGUUGGGGCAGCUGCCCAAGCUGGAGCGCUACGGGAAUAUGGCGUCCGUGGGGGAUUUUAACCCGGUGAGCGCCAACGUCCCGGCCACCCGGGUGGAGAUCUCCGUGUCUUGCAGGAACCUUUUGGAUAGAGAUACAUUUUCAAAAUCUGAUCCAAUUUGUGUUUUGUAUACACAAGGGAUGGGAAAUAAAGAAUGGAGAGAGUUUGGAAGAACAGAAGUAAUUGACAAUACUUUGAAUCCAGAUUUUGUAAGAAAAUUUAUAAUGGAUUACUUUUUUGAGGAAAGACAGAACCUGCGAUUUGACUUGUAUGAUGUUGAUUGCAAGAGUCCAAACCUUUCCAAGCAUGAUUUCUUGGGACAAGUGUUCUGUACAUUAGGAGAGAUCGUUGGGUCACAAGGAAGCAGAUUAGAAAAACCAGUUAUAUUGAAACUUCCUUCCUGGAACCUGGUUGCCAAAGCAAAAAUGGCCAACACGAGUAGACUGAAGAAAGGAAUUCCUGGGAAGAAAUGCGGCACAAUAAUACUGACAGCAGAGGAACUGAACUGUUGCCGGGAAGCUGUUCUGAUGCAAUUUUGUGCAAACAAAUUAGACAAGAAAGAUUUCUUUGGGAAAUCAGAUCCCUUCCUGGUAUUUUUUCGUAGCAAUGAAGAUGGCAGUUUCACAAUCUGCCACAAGACAGAAGUUAUAAAGAACACAUUAAAUCCAGUAUGGCAGGCAUUCAAGAUAUCGGUCAGAGCACUUUGUAAUGGAGAUUAUGACAGAACAAUUAAGAUAGAAGUGUAUGACUGGGAUAGAGAUGGAAGUCAUGAUUUUAUUGGAGAAUUCACAACCAGCUAUAGGGAAUUGUCCAGAGGACAGUCACAGUUUAAUGUAUAUGAGGUAAUAAACCCAAAGAAAAAAGCAAAAAAGAAAAAAUACAUUAAUUCAGGAACAGUAACAUUACUUUCCUUCCUUGUGGAAACAGAAGUUUCAUUUCUCGACUAUAUUAAAGGAGGGACUCAAAUCAAUUUCACCGUGGCUAUUGAUUUUACAGCUUCAAAUGGUAACCCUGCACAUCCAACCUCACUUCACUACAUGAAUCCAUACCAACUGAACGCAUAUGGCAUGGCAUUAAAAGCAGUAGGUGAAAUCAUUCAAGACUAUGAUAGCGACAAAAUGUUUCCAGCUCUAGGUUUUGGUGCAAAAUUGCCUCCGGAUGGAAGAGUAUCUCAUGAGUUUGCCUUGAAUGGAAACCCACAAAAUCCUUACUGCAAUGGAAUUGAUGGCGUAAUGGAAGCAUACUAUAUGAGUUUAAAAUCUGUACAGCUUUAUGGACCAACAAACUUUGCUCCAGUUAUUAAUCAUGUAGCAAGAUAUGCUGCCUCAAUAAAAGAUGGCUCCCAGUAUUUUGUUCUUCUCAUUAUUACAGAUGGAGUCAUUUCUGAUAUGGCUCAAACAAAGGAAUCCAUAGUGAACGCUGCAAAGCUUCCAAUGUCAAUAAUAAUAGUGGGUGUUGGACCAGCAGAAUUUGAUGCCAUGGAAGAAUUGGAUGGUGAUGAAGUAAGGGUUUCAUCAAAAGGAGUUUACGCAGAAAGGGAUAUAGUACAGUUUGUACCAUUUCGGGAUUACAUUGACAGAACUGGAAACUACAUAUUAAGCAUGGCCCGACUUGCGAGAGAUGUCUUAGCUGAGAUCCCAGACCAGUUUCUUUCCUACAUGAGGGUCAGAGGAAUCAAGCCAUCUCCUGCACCACCUCCAUACACACCACCUAUUCAUGUGGUGCAGACUCAGAUAUGAGCACUUCAAAUAUUGAAUAUUUUUCAAAAUCAUACAGUGCUGCCAAGACAGAAUUCUAGUACAGUGAUGCACUUUAAGAGCCAGCAAGCUCUUUGUAUGCAGUAGGUAGAAUCUUCUAGUGGGCUUUGGAAAACAAAACAAAAAAAAUUAACUUUAUAUACCAAAAUGUUCAAUCUGGUUGCAUGUGCAACUGAACAGCUUUUUAUUCACCAGAAGCAAAUGGUGAACUUUGUUUCUGAGUGUUACUCUUGUUUCAAACAGAAAAGGCUAUUAUUAUUAUUAUUAUUAUUAUUAUUAUUAUUAUUAUUAUUAUUAUUAUGUGGGGUUUUUGGAGAAAGCACAAGACCACGGGUUCUUUUCAAAAGUCCUUGUACAUAUAAUGUGAAUGCAAUUCCUCUGUAUUACUGUUUACAUGUUACUACUUUUGAAAUUUAACAACUUUUUUAUAAUUCUUAAGCAUUUGGAAUAAUGCAUUGUCUUCUAUCUUGCAAUAGUAAAAAUCCACAAGAGAAGCAAUAUCUCUUUGAAUGAUUGUCCAGUCAAAUGCAAGUGCAAAGCUAAGAAUAGAAAUUGAGGACAAAUGCAUUCAUAGGUCUCAAUAAUGGAAACACCUCACUCAGAUGCUCAGUAAAAUAUCAACCUGAUAUAUUUGAGAAUAAGCUUCCAAGAUGUGAAUAAUGUAAGAAUAUGUAUUUUUGCAAGAUACUCCAGUCCUGAAACAACUUGUGUUUACAUUUUUUAAGAUUGAUUAUGCUGGCAUAAUAAAUGAUAACAACAGUAUCAUGCACUUCUAAUAACUUUUGAGCCCUGUGUUUAGCUCAUGUAAGGUGUGAAAUCUGUAAAGUAUCUUGCAUUGAAUAAUAGUAGACCUUCAGCAUUAUAUUGCUUUCUGCAGGUGAAUAUCUUACUAUGAUUGACAGCUCUUAUAUAUAUAGAUAUAUAGAUAUAUAGAUAUAUAUUGCCAGUUGCUGUGAGGUUUGUCUAGAUUGUCUGUUCAAAAGGGGGCUAGGUCAUUUUGAGUUGGCUGAGACAGUCACAUUACCAUGGAGGGCACAUAAGUGGUAAAUCUUAUUUAACUUGAUUAAAACUGCACAACUGUAUUGCUUUGUUCACAACUUUGUGUAUAGAACUACUCAACUAUUUUACGAUAUGCCUGUUCUUAUCCCAAUUAUCCAGUGUUUUUGCAUGUACAGUUUUUACAAGAAAUUCACAUUUUUCUGAGUAUUUGUGUCAAAAUUUUAAAGUAGAACAAAUGGCCUUAAAUCUCACAGAUACCUUGGAAAUUAUUGUGAAUUGCCUUCAAAUGACCUGUUUUACUUUUCUGUCAAAAUUGUAAUUGCCUUGUAAUGUGUAGCGCUCUUUUUUGGCACAUAAUCUGUUUGGUACUUUCUUUACUAUUAUAUAUGUUAUACUGAAUAAUAUUAAAUUAAGGUGCAUUUUUAAAGCAUGAAAGGGAUUUCUUCUGGAAAAGCAAAUAUAUAUAGCAUCAACAGCAUAUAAUCCUAUGUAAUAUGGAAUCUUCCAUUUUUAAAUAUAUUAAAAGUCCUUAAAAUAUUAUCAUAUUGGAAAAUGCUUCUCUGAAUAGUAUCAGGAUUAAUCAAAUUAUUCAGAAUAGCUAAAUAUCAUAAAUAAUUUCUGCUUCAAGUAUUGAAAUUGCCAACAUAAAGACAACUUGAUUUUAUUGAGACAGGAAUUGUAAAAUAUUCAGAAUUUUGAAACACCUUAUAACUUCUUUGAAUAAACCAGACAGUGAAAAAAUCUGUUCUAAAAAAAAAACAAAGUUGCCAAAUGCUAAGUAUUAAACAUUUCUCUUAUUUACAUUUACUAAAUAGCAAAUAAUGCAGUAACAUUUCCUUAUUGCUUAUUCUUCAGAAAUUUCCCAAAAGAGUGUCUUUUGGUUCCAAGUUUUUCUGUUUUACAGUUGUGUUACUAUUUAAAUAAAAAAGGCAAUUUCUGAAUGUG